AGGCCAGCGUGGAUGACGAAAGGAGCAGGCGUCGGGGAGAAAAUGUUCGGGCAGACUGGGCAGGGCGACCAGGAGCUCUUGAAGCCUGGGCUCACGCGCGGCGAGCUCGAGAGGAUCGAGAAGGGCGGCCUCACCGAAGGCCCAGACCCCUUCGCGGAGCUCUUCGCGGAGCGCAAGGGCGCGAGCCAGGCCUCGCCCAUGGCCCCCCCGGCGAGCGCCAGCACCACGUUCAAGCGGGCCCCGCUGACGGACCAGAGCCAGAUGUUCUCCAGCGGCAAGUCCGACAACGUCGCCGGGGGCGCGCAGGGCCCCCCAGGCGGCAUGCCCCCGCCGCCCGACAUGGCGGCCGCGCCCCAGCAGCCCGGAGGCGGCGGCCAGUGGAGCGCCCCCUCCCCCGACGGCAUGGGCGCGGGCGGCGGCCAGUGGAGCGCCCCCUCCCCCGACGGCAUGGGCGCGGGCGGCGGCCAGUGGAGCGCGCCCUCCCCCGACGGCAUGGGCGCGGGCGGCGGCCAGUGGAGCGCCCCCUCCCCCGACGGCAUGGGCGCGGGCGGCGGCCAGUGGAGCGCCCCCUCCCCCGACGGCAUGGGCGCGGGCGGCGGCCAGUGGAGCGCGCCCUCCCCCGACGGCAUGGGCGCGGGCGGCGGCCAGUGGAGCGCGCCCUCCCCCGACGGCAUGGGCGCGGGCGGCGGCCAGUGGAGCGCCCCCUCCCCCGACGGCAUGCAGGGCAGCUCCGGGGCGCCGGGCGGGAUGUGGAGCGCGCCGUCGCCCGACGGCAUGGGCGCGGGCGGCGGCGGCGGCGGGCAGUGGGGCGGCGGGGCCGCUGGAUCCGCCCCGCCCGGGCUCCCGAGCGGGCUCGAGCCGGCGGGCCUGGGCGGCCCCAUCCUGUGA
This is a messenger RNA of Prorocentrum cordatum, 888 nucleotides long. The record is from the annotation of a GenBank genome assembly. Lineage: Eukaryota; Dinophyceae; Prorocentrales; Prorocentraceae.